AUGUCCUCUCGCCCCUCCGCCUUCGACGCUCUCAUGUCCGGCGCUCGCGCCGCCGCCGCCAAGAAAAAGCCCCAAGCUUCACCCUCCAAGAAGCGAAAAACCCUAGAACCUAACCCUAUUGAAAACCCCCAAUUGCUAUUGAAACCCGAAAAUGGCAGUCCAACCCAAGCCCCAGAAUCCAAGGAAGUCAAAGAAGCUCUAGAAAGUUCUAGUAAUGGCGGCCAGGUGGUUCCCCCCGCGAAAAAAGUGUGCGCGGCGGCAGGUGCUCAGGAGCGGACGGCGGAAUUGAAGAGCCGAAUCGCUCUGUUGAAGAAGAAAGCCGGUGACUUUGACCCGAAAUUGAUGGCGAAUUGGGGCGAGGGCGAGAGGGUUCCGUUCGCGUUUGUUUGUUUGGCUUUUGAUUUGAUUGCUAACGAGACGGGUCGGAUUGCAAUCACGGAUAUAGUGUGUAACCUGUUGAGGACUGUAAUGCACACCACGCCUGAGGAUUUGGUGCCCGUGGUUUAUCUGGCAGCAAAUCGGAUUGCGCCAGCGCAUGAGGGAUUGGAGCUUGGAAUUGGGGAUGCUUCGAUUAUCAAGGCGCUUGCAGAGGCUUGUGGGAGGACUGAAGCACAUGUUAAGAAACAAUACAAGGAAUUGGGAGAUUUGGGUCUUGUUGCAAAAGCAAGCCGUUCAUCUCAAUCUAUGAUGCGCAAGCCUGAUUCGUUAACUGUCACCAAGGUUUUCAGUACAUUUCGUCAACUUGCUAAGGAAUCUGGGAAAGAUAGUCAGGAGAAGAAAAAGAACCAUAUCAAGGCACUUCUUGUUGCUGCCACUGAUUGUGAACCUCAAUAUCUGAUCCGUUUGCUUCAGACAAAGUUGCGAAUUGGGUUGGCAGAGCAGACUCUCUUAGCUGCAUUGGGACAAGCUGCAGUGCAUGCUGAAAAACAUUCUACACCACCUUCUCAUAUUCAGAGUCCUAUAGAAGAGGCUGCAAAGAUUGUUAAGCAAGUGUACUCUCUACUUCCUGAUUACGAUAAAAUCAUCCCUGCCCUUUUAAGUGGUGGUGUGUGGAAUCUUCCGAAGACAUGUAGCUUUACUUUGGGUGUCCCAGUUGGACCUAUGCUAGCAAAGCCAACUAAAGGUGUAUCUGAGAUUGUACAGAAGUUUCAGGAUACAGAAUACACUUGUGAAUACAAGUAUGAUGGAGAACGAGCCCAGAUACAUUUCAUGGAGGAUGGUUCUGUUGAGAUAUACAGUCGAAAUGCUGAACGAAACACUGGAAAGUUCCCUGAUGUUGUUGUUGCAGUGUCGAGGUUAAAGAAGUCAUCUGUAACGUCAUUUGUUUUGGAUUGUGAAUUGGUUGCUUAUGACCGUGUAAAACAGAAAAUUCUUCCUUUCCAGGUACUCAGCACUAGAGCUCGUAAAAAUGUGGCCAUGAGUGAUAUUAAGGUCGAUGUCUGCAUAUUUGCUUUUGACAUGUUGUAUCUUAAUGGACGACCACUAAUUCAGGAACAACUGAAAGUUCGUAGAGAGAGUCUUUAUGACUCUUUUGUGGAAGAAGCUGGAUUUUUUCAGUUUGCCACAGCAAUAACAUCAAAUGAUAUUGAAGAAAUACAAAAGUUUCUUGAUGCUGCAGUUGAUUCAAGUUCUGAGGGUUUAAUUAUCAAAACAUUGAACAAAGAUGCUACUUACGAGCCUUCAAAGCGGUCACUUAACUGGCUGAAAUUGAAGAAAGAUUAUAUGGAGAGUAUUGGGGACUCACUAGACUUGGUGCCUAUUGCUGCUUUCCAUGGCCGGGGGAAACGUACAGGUGUCUAUGGUGCUUUCCUCCUUGCUUGUUAUGAUAGCAACAAUGAAGAGUUUCAAAGCAUUUGUAAAAUAGGCACUGGAUUCUCUGAAGCAAUGCUUGAAGAACGUUCUGCCAGUCUCCGUACUAAAGUGAUACCCAAACCUAAGUCAUACUAUCGUUAUGCAGAGACAAUGAAUCCUGAUGUAUGGUUUGAUGCCUCUGAGGUUUGGGAAGUGAAAGCUGCAGACUUGACUAUUAGCCCUGUUCAUCGCGCCGCAGUUGGCAUAGUGGAUCCUAAUAAGGGUAUUUCUCUUCGAUUUCCACGUCUUGUUCGUGUUCGGGAGGAUAAACCUCCAGAGCAAGCCUCAUCAUCUGCGCAGGUUGCUGAGAUGUAUUCUGCUCAAGCUAACACUCGUUCGAACAAUCAAGAUGACAACGAAGAUGAUUAA
Prunus armeniaca (apricot) is the source of this 2220-nucleotide messenger RNA. The record is from the annotation of a GenBank genome assembly. NCBI's taxonomy places the organism in Eukaryota, Viridiplantae, Streptophyta, Magnoliopsida, Rosales, Rosaceae.